AUGGGGCCGUGUCCUGCUCCCGUCCUCAUCCUCACUCUGCUCCUGCUGCUGGGGGUUGUGGUGAAUGCGCAGCCCCGGGGACGGAUCCUGGGGGGCUACGAGGCCAAGCCCCACCUGCGGCCUUACAUGGCCUCGCUGCAGCUGGACGGGCAGCACGUCUGCGGGGGCUUCCUCAUCGCAGAGCAGUGGGUGCUGAGCGCCGCGCACUGCACCGAGGGGACGAACGGCAAGCUCUUCCAGGUCCUGCUGGGAGCCCACUCGCUGACCGAGCCGGAGCCCCACAAGCACCUGUACCGGGUGCGCGCGCAGAUCCCCCACCCCGGCAGCAACAUCCACAACAACAGGGACGACCUCCUGCUCCUCCAGCUGGAGGAGAAAGCGGAGCUGAACGCGCACGUGAAGGUGCUGCCGUUCCAGCGGGAGGACAGGGACGUUGAGGCCGACACGGUGUGCGAGGCCGCGGGCUGGGGCACCGUCACCCACAGCGGCCGGCGGCCGGACAAGCUCCAGCAGGUGGAGCGGCCGGUGAUCAGCCGCGACCUCUGCAACCACCGCACCCGCCACGACCACACCAUCACCGAGAAGAUGAUGUGCACCGACUCCCGCAAGAAGGACACCUGCAAGGGAGACUCCGGGGGCCCCCUGGUCUGUAACGGCGUGGCCGAAGGGGUGGUGACGGCCGGCUCCCGGGUCUGCGGCAACUACAAGAAGCCCGCCAUCUACACCCGCAUCGCCCCGUACGCUGCCUGGAUCGACGGCGUCAUGGCCUCCGCGGCCAGGGACGAGGCCGGGGACGGGUCCGCUCGCUGAGCCGGGCACACGGAGGGACCCGGCUCCACGCCACGGCUUGCUGCUGCCGGCCUGGC
This is a messenger RNA of Cygnus atratus (black swan), 866 nucleotides long. RefSeq names its product complement factor D. Gene Ontology annotation, molecular function: serine-type endopeptidase activity. Bases 1 to 810 code for a protein of 269 amino acids. Lineage: Eukaryota; Metazoa; Chordata; Aves; Anseriformes; Anatidae. Gene Ontology annotation, biological process: proteolysis. The record is from RefSeq and is a predicted model, not a curated record. The transcript is spliced from 5 exons.